Molecule: messenger RNA, 696 nt
Organism: Paramuricea clavata
Lineage: Eukaryota; Metazoa; Cnidaria; Anthozoa; Malacalcyonacea; Plexauridae
Source: the annotation of a GenBank genome assembly
AUGGAGAAUAUCAGUCAUAUCACUGAUUGUAUCGAAGACAGUGAAGCAAGCCAAGUAAGUUCAGACGGUGAAAUAACUGAAGAUUGUCAUGGAAAUGACUCAAAUGAGUUGCAAGCUUGCGAAGAGGGUGAUCAACAACAGGUGUUACGGUUGGAAAGCACAGAUAGACGCAUAGAAAAUGUUACGAACCCGUCUAAAAAACUGUUUCGGAGUAAAAGCAAACGUGAAAGAUGUCACAUAUGUCGAAAAGAGAUGCUACUUCAAAAUUUAAAAGACCACAUGAAAAAUGCCCAUAACUCUAGUAAGAGUACUUGGACAGAAGUCGCUUAUAGAACUAUUUGGGAAUAAAGUCAAAGAUAACAAUGUCAAACGGAAACGUGGCCAUGGUGAUGUAGACGAAGAGCCUCUGUUCAAAACUGCUAAAACGGCCGACUUGUCAAUGUCAAUAUCAUCUGGUUCAACACCGCCUGGUUUUGAAAAUACAGCCGACGAAAGUACCGCGAAAGUAACGCUCAGCGCCUCCGGAGAGGACAAUUUCGCAGAAAGCAAAUCCUCAGUUGCAUCUAAGCUUGACGAAAUACUGACAACUGUAAAGAACUUAGAAAAUCGCAUGUCCUGCUUGUCCAUCACCCCCUCACCGGAAACGGUGGCUGUGGAGUCUGAGCUUCCUACAGUUACAGAAAGAAAGUCAGCAAG